Messenger RNA from Dendrobium catenatum, 2110 nucleotides. Its product is annotated as QWRF motif-containing protein 2-like. NCBI's taxonomy places the organism in Eukaryota, Viridiplantae, Streptophyta, Magnoliopsida, Asparagales, Orchidaceae. The transcript has 6 exons. The coding region runs from base 516 to 2090 and encodes 524 amino acids. The record is from RefSeq and is a predicted model, not a curated record. Gene Ontology annotation, cellular component: nuclear microtubule; cytoplasm; centrosome. Gene Ontology annotation, biological process: centrosome cycle; spindle assembly. Gene Ontology annotation, molecular function: microtubule binding.
UAUAGUCAACUAACUAUCAAGCUUGAUUUGACCUCAAACAAAAUGGAAUAUCUUCAAAUGGAUGUUGAGCUUGAUUGAGUGGGCUCGGCCCUCUCUAAAAAGAAAUCCUCAAAUCGCUAAUUACAAAUCAGCCCCUCCUUUUCCUUAACGUUACUGAAAACGACUUCUCCGCUGAGAAAUUUCCUGUUAGCCAACCACCGGUCUCCCCGCGCGCCCAUUAGUUCUCUCUGCUUUGCUUCCUCCCAUCCCAGCUGGACCGCCGUCGCUGCUCUCUCUCUCUCUCUCUCUCUCUGCACUGCUCUUUCUCGCUCUACACUCCAGUCUCUUUUUAUCUCUGCACCGCCACUCGUCUGAACCAACACACUCUCUUUCUCUCUCUCUUUCGCGCUAAAUGAUUCUUUUUUUCUAGCUUAGCAAAGCAGCAAACUUGAUCUGCAGCUAACUAUAACUCAAUAUCCAGAGGUGCACAUUAGGGGAGCAGAGGCUAAGAGUUUACGGGAUCUCUAGCAGGCGUAAUGGUGGCCGCCGUAACUGCCGCUGGAUGCGGCAAAGAGCGAGCAUUUUCAAAUAACCCAUCAUCGGAUCGUGGGUGGCGAGCCUGCAGUGAAGAAAGCAACUCGAGGUAUCUGUCAUCUUCCAGGAUCUCUGCUUCAAAAUCCAACCCUUCCUGUUUCUCUACAGUUUCCUCUUCGUCUUCGUCCUCAUCAUCCUCCUCCACUCCCCAACGCUCUCCUUCUCCGCUUCACACCCCAAUGCCUCAAACCCCAUCUACUUUGCCCCAAAAACGUGCCCAAUCCGUAGAUCGACCGCGGACGACUACAAGAAGCCUCUCUGUCUCUUUCCAGGGCGAGUCGUUCGUCUUCCAGACCAGCAAAACCAAGCCCACACCGCGAAAACCCACCUCCGAGUGCCGGAAACCCAUUGCAUCUUUUACUGGUGUCGAAAAUUCCCAGCCAAAUGAGCAGCGGAUGCGGCGAAAUCCGCAUGCGACGGCCAGAGAGUCGAAUUCGUUAACCAGGAGUUUGGACUGCUCUGUAGAUGGAGAUAAUCCCAUAUUGUUGACGGUUCGAUUGCUGCUUGAUGAGACUAAUUUGAACAUUGGUGAUCGAUCUCAGUCGCCGGGUUCUGAUAGUUUGUCAUCGGGGAGCGUUGCGAAAGUGCGGGCCAAGCCCCGUGGUAUCUGUGUUCCCGCAAGGUUUCGGCAGGAGAAUGGCUGCCCUCGCCCUCAUGUUGAAACCCCGCAAAAGCUGAUUAAUGGAAAGCAGCAGCCAUUAGCUAACACCCUGCAACUUCCAUCUCCCAAAUUUAUUCCUUCUACUCCACAUGGACCUAAGUCUUGUUCCCCGAGACAUGAUGGAACUUUGAGGACUAGAAGAAAUAUCAUGGAGAGUUACUCCAAUGGUCAAGUAGGCAAUGCUCCUUCAAUUAUAAGCUUUGCUUCUGAAGUGAGGAGAACUAAGAAAGGCGAGAGCCGGAUUGAAGAUGCUCAUAUGUUGCGCUUAUUUCAUAAUCGGUAUCUGCAAUGGCGUUAUAUUAAUGCACGCGCAGAAAAUGCAUUUUCAACGCAUCUGAUAAAUGCCGAGAAUAAUCUAUAUGAUACAUGGAUAACCAUCUCGGAAUUACAUGAGUUAGCCAUGAAUAAGCAAAUUAAACUAGAAGCACUGAUGCAAAACUUGAAGCUGGCUUCCAUGCUAAAGGGACAAAUUGCUUACUUAGACGAGUGGUCUACUCUUGAUAAUGAUCAUGAAAAUUCCUUGAGAGGGGUUAUUGAAGCAUUAAAGGCCAGCACUCUUCGUCUCCCUGUUAUUGGAGGAGCUAAGUUGGAUAUCCAAGAGGUAAAAGAUGCAAUCAAUUCGACCGUUGGCGUUAUGCAUGCAAUGACAGCUUCCAUAUCCUCUUUACUAUCGAAGGUGGAAGGGAUAAGUUACCAAGCAUCUGAGCUCGCUAAAGCAGCAGCAUAUGAACGAGCUUUGCUUUACCAAUCCAGAGAUCUAUUGUCAAUAGUUGCAGCAUUGCAUGUGAAGCUGUGCAGUGUUCAAGGCUAUAUAUUACAACUAUCAAGAAAGACAAGCCUUAUGCAGCUACAGUAGCUGACAAAGCAGAUUAGGGG